GGAGGGAAGAAAUACUAAGCUACUGCUGCCAGUGACGUUAAUAGCCGUAACAAGUAUUUACAAAACUUCGUCUCUCACAAGUGUCGGAAAUAUUAGUCUGUGGUCGGGAUUGUGUGUAGCAGCAGCUGCAGAGCACACAGUGAUCCCCAUCAUGAUGACAACUAAAAGACUAGACAAUUUUGAGGUGGUAUGUGAGUGGGCUUCAUGCAGCUUCAAGGGCCACACCAUGGAGGAGCUGAGUGAUCAUAUGUCACUGCAUUUAAAGGACUACUUGGGAGACAACGACGCCUUGGAAGAGCUGGAUGAGUAUGCUUGUCUCUGGAAUGGAUGUGAAUUUCUAUCCAUGGGUAGCCCCGCGGAGCUGGAGGUCCAUGCUUACUUUCACAACUACCACGGUAAGCUCAAGUUCAUCGGGUCACAACUACUCAAGUCCCGUCCUGAUCUGCCCAGCUGCAACCAGGGCUUGCACAGCAACAACCUGGUCCCCGAAGGAUCAGACGGAUACGUUUGCCAGUGGGAGCACUGUGAUAGUACAUUCAACAACCCUGAGUGGUUUUACCGACAUGUGGACAAUCAUGUUGAAAGUGCUGAGCCACAGUCUCUCCCACAGCAACAGCAGGCUCUCUUCUGCCACUGGACAGGCUGCGAUGCUUUCUUCAAGAUCAGGUACCGAUUGAGAGAACACAUGCGGAGCCACACCCAGGAGAGACUUGUAGCCUGUCCUACAUGUGGUAGCAUGUUUUCCAGCAACACGAAGUUGUUUGACCACCUGCACAGGCAGGCGGAGCCAGUAGAGUCGCUGGUAUGCGAACACUGCGGUAAAGCUUUUUCCAGCGAGAGGCUUUUGAGGGAUCAUGUCCGUCAGCAUGUGAAUCAGGUGAAGUGUCCCUUCUGUGACAUGACCUGCACCACUUUGGCAGCUCUGAAGAUCCACAUCAGGUUCCGCCACUGUGAUGAGCGGCCCUUCCCAUGUGACUUCUGUGACAAGAGAUUUAAGAACCAGCGUGAUCUACAAAAGCACACAGAGGUUCACAAUGAAGGCACCGUGUAUCACUGCACUGUGGAGGGUUGUGAUUAUUCUUGUCACACAUUCCAAACCAUGAACCACCACUUCAAGAGAGUGCACGAGGUCGGGGGGAUGUCCAAAUAUAAAUGCCAUAUCUGUGAUAAGGUCUUCUCCUGGUGUUACACUCUCACACUUCACCUUCGCAAGAAGCACGAGCUGAAAUGGCCCUCUGGACAUUCCCGCUUUAGAUACAGGAAGGAUGUAGACGGCUUCCUCAAAGUAAACAUGGUGCGGUUUGAGACUGUGGAGGUGACCAAGGAGAUCAUGAAGAACAUGGCCAAGAAGCCGCAGAGCCUCCGGAAGAGUCAGAGAACCAGCAGCCGGAACAAGAGGCCUGCGGUCACACCGGAGAGCGGCCGAAGCUCCCCUGCAGGAUCCUCCUCGCCCUCCUCCAGCUCCUCCUCUUCGUACUCCUCCGAGCUCUCUGGAGGUGAAGACGUUUCGUCUCAGCCCAGCCCCCGAGGCAGUGACUCUCCCGUGUACUGUGUCAUGAGCACCAUCCCUCACAUUGAAGAGGAGCCUGGAGGAUUACCCCAGGAGGACUGUGAUGGCAGUGGGACAUCAGGAGCAGUCCAGGCUCUGACGGAGGUAGCACGGGGGCUGGGCAUGGACGUGGUGUGAUUCCUCCACGCUGCACUGCACCACGCGUCCACUGCAGGCUCUCUUCUAGCUGUUAUGCAAUGAAACUGGUUUGCCUGUUGUAUAUUCUGCAACAUGCAUGCGGAGCCGCCAGUGGAGACGUGGCUGGAACCGUCUCUUUCUAGCCAAAGCUCUGUCAUGGACUCAAGUGUUUUUAUAGUGGUCUUACAUUGAGAUGGUUAUCUCUCCACACUUUCAUUAAAGCAGCUCUAAUGCUUCAGCUUAGCUUUGUGACGUGUCCCGUUGCUGACAUCGCCCUUUUGAACGUAAUUUCAGGUUUCUGAAAAAGCUCACAUGAGGAAGAUAAAAGCACUACAAAGCCAGUUCCAUGUAGUUUUCUUCACUCCACUUUCUGUGACAUUUCCGUGGUGUUGCUCAACAAAGCAUUUAGGAAGACAUAAUUUUUCAUUGUAGUCUUGGAAAGUUGCAAAAUUUUAUUGUUACAAUUUUUAAAUACAUUUUUGAUACAAAAGUAAACUUUUCUUGUUUGUUUUUUGUCAUACUUGUAGCAUGAUAAGUGGCUGAGUGGUGCACUGGUGGAAGUCGAUUUACUCAACUAUUGUACUUGUACAUUUUGAGGUACUUGUACUUUAAGUAUUUCCAUUUCAUGCUACUUUGUACUUCUACUCCACUGCAGUUCAGAGGGAAUUAGUGCGCGUUUUACUUCAUUUGUUUGAUACCUUUUGUUGCUAUACUUUGCACUUUCAGAUUAUUGAUAGAAAAUAUAAUCAAC
Molecule: messenger RNA, 2438 nt
Organism: Chelmon rostratus (copperband butterflyfish)
Lineage: Eukaryota; Metazoa; Chordata; Actinopteri; Chaetodontiformes; Chaetodontidae
Product: zgc:112083
Exons: 10
Coding region: 152-1687 (511 amino acids)
Biological process (GO): regulation of transcription by RNA polymerase II; anatomical structure development
Molecular function (GO): DNA-binding transcription factor activity, RNA polymerase II-specific; RNA polymerase II cis-regulatory region sequence-specific DNA binding
Source: RefSeq, a predicted model, not a curated record